AAGCCCUUGUGUUUCUAUUGAUGCGAGAAAUAGGCAUAUAAGGUGUUGAUGGUAAACUGACACGUCAACACUACGUCUGCAUGACCUGUACAUGUCACGUGAUGUGAACGCGUCGGCAGUUUGAUGUUACGGAGUCUAGUUGUUAGGUAAUCGACUAGCCGGACUGUUCCCCGGACUCCCGUGUAGGGAUUUCUACAAUGCAUGAACAAGGCAAUUGAACUAGCCAUUGGUGUCUGUCUUUAUUACUUUAUCCAAUAUAUCAUACUAAAACAUGGUAUCAGAAGUGGCUCGAAAACCACACGUUUGUUAUUUUUGUAUCUAAGUACAGUAUAGGCGCAGUUACGUUCCAUAUGCGAACACACGCCGUUUCCUACUCACAACACUGAUCAACUCGUUGUUAGCUUGCAUCACUACCUACCUCGAUGACUGAAGGCAAAGAAAUCUCCUAUUCCAUCGCUAUGGCAGCGAACGUUCCGCCACCAAAUCCCAUGGUUCUCACAGGGGACUGGAAUACUAAUUGGGACAAUUUCAGGGAUGAAUUCGCUGGCGACCGGUCUACAUGAGAAACCCAACCAGGUACAAGCGGCAACUCUGAGGAGUUUAAUGGGCAGCGAAUGCAGGCAUAUCUACCGGCACAAUCUCACCCUCACAGCGCGACAACAGUGUGAUGCAAAGGCUAUAUUGAAUACAUUGGAGAAUUACUUCAAACCCGCCAGAAACGUCAUUUACGAGCGGUUGGUUUUCGGAAGCUGCAAAAAGGAAGAGGGUUCCGGUCUUUCGCUGCUGCUAUCGUGGCAGCUGCCAUACACUACCAGCAAAGAGCUAUUUAUGCAAGUCUUUGCAACGGGUGCAUCAAACCUAAUUCACAAGGAAUUAUCCGGUCGAAAAAAGAGGUUUGGAGGCCAUAACAUGCAGCACUACAGAUGGGGCAAAACAAUGAAAUGGAGAAAAUACAGAAACACAGUGCAAACGCUUAUCAAAGAAGCAAAGACAAACUACUACAAAACUGAAAUCCAGGACCUAAAGAAGAAAAACCCUAAGGAAUUGUGGGACUACAUUAACAAAGGACUGGGACAAAAGAAAACAUCAGGAGGGAGAAAACAGGUCGAGGGAAUUGAAGACAACGAUGUGGCUUUUGUUUUUAAUGUAUUCUUUGCUGAAGCAUGGACAAGCACCACACCUCUUGCCAUCUUCCCUCUCCCCAUGCCUACAAGGCAGGUUGAGCUGUGCAGCAUUAACCAGAUAAAGCAAGCUCUGACCAGACUGAACCCACUGAAGCAUGUGGGCCUGUUGGCAUUCCAGCCUGGCUACUAAAAGAGCAUGCAGAAGAUCACGCAUACCAUAUUAAACCCUAUAGUAUACUAUAUUAAAACCUAUAGUAGACUAUAUUAAACCCUAUAGUAGACCCUAUAGUAAACAAUAUUAAACCCUAUAGUACCCUAUAGUAGACCCUAUAGUAUACUAUAUUAAACCCUAUAGUAGACCGUAUAGUAUACAAUAUUAAACCCUAUAGUUUACUAUAUUAAACCCUAUAGUAGACCGUAUAGUAUACAAUAUUAAACCCUAUAGUUUACUAUAUUAAACCCUAUCGUAGACCCUAUAGUAUACUAUAUUAUACCCUAUAGUAUACUAUAUUAAACCCUAUAGUAGACCCUAUAGUAUACUAUAUU
Salmo salar (Atlantic salmon) is the source of this 1670-nucleotide messenger RNA. The record is from RefSeq and is a predicted model, not a curated record. Lineage: Eukaryota; Metazoa; Chordata; Actinopteri; Salmoniformes; Salmonidae.